Molecule: messenger RNA, 837 nt
Organism: Erpetoichthys calabaricus (reedfish)
Lineage: Eukaryota; Metazoa; Chordata; Cladistia; Polypteriformes; Polypteridae
Product: Fc receptor-like protein 6
Exons: 4
Coding region: 98-763 (221 amino acids)
Biological process (GO): cell surface receptor signaling pathway
Molecular function (GO): transmembrane signaling receptor activity
Source: RefSeq, a predicted model, not a curated record
UUCGGUAGUACAGGCAGGUUAAUUACUGAUGGCAAACUAUUAAAGCUGCUGCCACAGUAGUGUGGCCAGAUGUCUGUCUAAAGAAUUUCCAGUCAGGAUGCAGACUCCCAAACUUGUUUUGUUCAUUGUGCUAAGUGUACUAACUAACUUGGAACAAGCUGAAGGACUUUACAGCAGGCCAGUCCUAAAAAUCUUGCCCAGUGCCUCAGUGUGGCCUGGUGAGGCUGUGAUCCUGCAGUGCUUAGUUCAAACAAAGCAGCCCCAAGUGCACCUGAAGUAUCGCUUCUUCAAAGACUCAAAGGAGCUCAGGUACACUGGAUCUGUAGAAAGUAUGAAGAUCAUUGCAGCAGAACCAGCCAACGCUGGGAACUAUCACUGUGAGACAGAGGAUGAAGAAGAGGGCAUGAAGAGAAUCAGUGUUCCUGUGGUGCUUAAAGUGGAACAUGGUAAAGUGAAGCCUAUACUGAUGAUGAAGGACAGAAAAUCAAUUCUUGUACCCUGUGAACACUUCAUAAUUAAGGAAGGAGAAAGCUUCACUCUGAAAUGUCAGAUCCCAGGUGACAGUACUGGAUGGAAGUACAUUUGGCACAAAAACAUCGAUGAAGGCCUUCCAGCAGAUGGAUGCCAGAAAUAUGGCCUUACAUACUCAGUGAAUUUUGCAAAGCCAAUACACUUUGGAAAGUACCGGUGCCAGGGGUGGAGGGACAACUUUUAUUCAGACUUUAGCGAGCCUAUCAUGGUCAAUAUAAUAGGAAACAUUUAGAGAAGACAUCAUAUGACUGAGCAGCAGAGGAUAUGACGUCUUAAAAUUAUACGCCAAGGUGGAAGAAAUAAGAA